AUGUAUUUACCGAGCUGCACCUUCCCGUCCAAGUCCGACUUUGGCUCCAUCCCGCCGCCGUUCCUCACGGAGCACAGCGGGGGGUCGGCUCGGUUCCGGGGCUGCUGCUUCCACGAGCCCGUGCAGCAGCAUCCUCCCCCGGGCAAGUGGAGCCUGUACCCGGGGGAACCGGUGUACCACCAGGGGCCGGAGAGCCUCUACAAAGCCGGUAAGGAGGUCUUCCUCAGCGGGGGGCCGCUGUACGGAGCCUCGGACCCGCGGCUCCACGCGUUCGACCCGCGGAACUUCCCCGGGAGAUACGCGUCCUUCCACCCGGACUCGCAGCUCCUCUUCCCGGCGCCGCGGAACGGAAUCCUGCUGCCGGGGUUCGACCAGUUCAUCGCGGAGGAGGCGGAGGGUCCGAGGACCGGGACCGCGGACCGGGAGAAGGAGACGAGUCGCACCGGGUGUACGAGCUGUGCCAGCGGAGAGAGCAGCGAUGUGAGGCCGGUGUCAGAGUCUCCUCUGCCGGGGAAGGAGGACGAGGAGGAGGCGCCCUCAUCCAGCGGCGCCGGAGGAGACUGCAGCCAUGACCGGACAGAGUCCUCUGGGAAGAGGAAGAAGCGCUGUCCUUACACCAAGCAGCAGAUCAGGGAGCUGGAGAGAGAGUUUCUCUACAACAUUUACAUCAACAAGGACAGACGCAUGCAGCUGUCCCGCCUUCUGUUCCUGACAGACCGACAGGUGAAAAUCUGGUUCCAGAACAGAAGAAUGAAAGAGAAGAAACUGAAAAGAGAGAGACUACAGUACUACACACAGUACCACCUGUUCUGA
Limanda limanda (common dab) is the source of this 813-nucleotide messenger RNA. RefSeq names its product homeobox protein Hox-D11b-like. Gene Ontology annotation, cellular component: nucleus. The transcript has 3 exons. Bases 1 to 813 code for a protein of 270 amino acids. The record is from RefSeq and is a predicted model, not a curated record. Gene Ontology annotation, molecular function: RNA polymerase II cis-regulatory region sequence-specific DNA binding; DNA-binding transcription factor activity, RNA polymerase II-specific. NCBI's taxonomy places the organism in Eukaryota, Metazoa, Chordata, Actinopteri, Pleuronectiformes, Pleuronectidae. Gene Ontology annotation, biological process: anatomical structure development; regulation of transcription by RNA polymerase II.